AUGGGAGCCGAAGAAAACGCUUCAAAGGUAGUCCCUGCAUUCCUCGGCGGUUUCAUUUGCAUAUACGGGCUUGUUUCGGGAUUCAUAAAGGAGCGGCUAUUUUUGUCAGAGUCCCUCGUGGCCACCGCGUUCGGCAUCGCCAUCGGCCCCAAGGCAAUCGGGCUUGUGGACCCGCACAAAUGGACGAACGUUGAAAAAUUCACACUCGAGUUUGCCCGCUAUGUCAUUGGGAUCCAGGUCAUGGCUGCUGGCGCUACUCUGCCACGACGCUACAUGGUGCGCAAGUGGCGGUCAAUGUCAAUCCUAUUGGGCCCCGUCAUGGUCGCCAUGUGGCUGGUAACAGCAGCAUUCAUCAAGCUAAUGUUUGACAUUGACUUUAAGCAGGCGCUGCUAAUCGGAUCGUGCGCGGCACCAACCGAUCCAAUUCUGGCCAACUCGGUGGUCAAGGGCCGGUAUGCCGAAUCCAAUGUGCCGAAAAAUGUGCGCGAUGCCCUGUCUGCGGAAUCCGGCGUCAAUGAUGGCCUAGGAUUGCCAUUCAUGUUCUUGGCACUGUACCUGCUGGAUGAAACUUUCACAGCUAGGCAUGCUGUCGCACGGUGGUUCUAUUGGACAUGGUGCUACCAGAUUCUCCUAUCGGUUGUAAUCGGCAUCACAGUAGGGUAUAUCGCACGCAAGCUGCUUCGGCUGUCGGAAGCAUAUGACCUCAUUGAUAAGGAGUCCUUCCUGGGAUUCACCAUCGGCCUGUCGAUUUUCCUGCUUGGCUGUUUGCAGCUCAUUGGCAGCGACGAUGUGCUCGCAUGCUUCAUUGCCGGCCACUCGUUCACCUGGGACGACUGGUUCCGCGAGGAGACCAAGGAUGCGCAUUUCCAGGAGGUGCUCGACUCGCUGAUUAACGUUGCCUUCUUUAUAUACUUUGGCACCAUCAUUCCUUGGGACCAGUUCAACCAGCCCGACCUUAUGAUCACACCGUGGCGCCUGGUUGUGUGCGCCAUCGCCGUGCUGUGCUUGAGGCGAAUCCCGGUUGUGAUUUUACUGACGCGGUUUAUUCCAGCGCUGCGCAAUUACCGGCAGUCGAUUUUUGCCGGGUGGUUUGGGCCCAUUGGCGUGGGCGCCAUUUUCUUUGCUGAGACCGUGCUCGAGGAGAUCGAGAAGAAGCCCGAUGCAUUCCACAUCCGGUCGCGAGAGAUCAUCCAGCCCGUUAUUAUCUUCCUGAUCCUGUCGUCUGUUUUGGUACACGGCAUCACCCUGCCGCUGCUCUAUAUCGGC
This is a messenger RNA of Linderina pennispora, 1266 nucleotides long. Its product is annotated as Sodium/hydrogen exchanger. Gene Ontology annotation, biological process: regulation of membrane potential; proton export across plasma membrane; sodium ion export across plasma membrane. Gene Ontology annotation, cellular component: plasma membrane. The annotation marks the transcript as partial. Lineage: Eukaryota; Fungi; Kickxellomycota; Kickxellomycetes; Kickxellales; Kickxellaceae. The record is from RefSeq and is a predicted model, not a curated record. Gene Ontology annotation, molecular function: sodium:proton antiporter activity. The transcript has a single exon.